Molecule: messenger RNA, 2963 nt
Organism: Oryza sativa Japonica Group (Japanese rice)
Lineage: Eukaryota; Viridiplantae; Streptophyta; Magnoliopsida; Poales; Poaceae
Product: polyamine oxidase 1-like
Molecular function (GO): polyamine oxidase activity
Source: RefSeq, a predicted model, not a curated record
UUUGUCAGCCGCCGUGCCCGGCAUAUACUUAUUGUACAUGCAAACAACGUCAAUAACUUAGCUAUAACUGUAAGUAUCAUGCAACACUGGUUCAGCAGCGAGUGACAACGCGAUGAGGUGAACAGUGCGACAUGUUCCUACUUUUCCCCUCUUCUUUUCAGAAUCGGCAUCAGAUUUAGUCCUUACAGUAAGUAGGAGUAAUUUGUUCUGUGGUGACAUGUGAAGAAUAAGACAUGUUCUUAAUAAUUGGCAGCAGAUUUACUCAUGUCGUACAAGAUGUAAGAACAGUCUACAUAUAUACGGAGGACUCCACUCCGUAGCUUAGCAAGUUUAAACAUGACCGAAGGCUCGGAGCCUCGGAGGCUGAGUCUUUUAUAGCUGGCGUACGCAAGUCUAGACGUCGAUGAGAAAGUAAGCAUGCAUGACCAUGACGAAGACAAGUAGACAAACCGUCCGUCCUUCGGUCCUUGUGUCACUGGAUCUAAACAGCAGGUCUUCACUAUGCACCUGCACAUUGUAGCUCGAUUACCGCGAGUCCGCUAGGAUCAUCCAGCCGGCCGCCCGGUCGCCAACCAACCAUGGAUUCGUGGAGUCGUGGUUGCACGAGCGGCGGUGCCCGGCUCGGUACACGGCGACUCAACUAGGACGAAAUUAAAGCCGCCACAGGGCCCCGGUGCAUGUGUGUCUAACGUAACCAUGCAUCAUUGAGCAUUUUAACAGAGAAACCGGCCGGUAUGCGGAUUGCUAUCCGCCGUAGCAGUCACUAAUCAGGAAACCACAACUCGCAGAUUCGCAGCAGCUUAAGAAUGAAGAUCCCAUUCGAAAUCAACACAACCGCAUCCGAUUCCAUGGCCCAACCGCGCGCGCGCACGAACGUACGCCACGACUCGUGCGCGACGCGCGCGCUAACACGACACUUUGCGCUCAAAUGCAGCCGGACCGUCACGUUGCUUGCGCUGUUGGCUGUUGCGCACCUAAGCUAUGUCAAGUGUCAACUUGCUUGCGUUGCUCCACUCUUCUGUCUGCUCCUCGUUUAUAACAGCUGGAGUGUUGGUUGGCUCUGGCUGCAUCGACGCGCGCAGGCGGUUGGGUUUUGCUACGACGAAGAAGGCGUAGCCGCACACCCGUGCGCGCGGUUUCGUUCGCGAUGGUGGCGAAGAAGCCGAGGGUUGUGGUGGUGGGCGCGGGGAUAUCGGGCCUCGCGGCGGCGCACCGGCUGUGCGGCGCGGGCGGGGACAGGUUCGAGGUGGCGGUGGUGGAGGCCGGCGACCGAGUCGGCGGCCGGAUCCUCACGUCCGAGUUCGCCGGCCACCGGGUCGAGAUGGGCGCCACGUGGGUGCAGGGCGUCGUCGGGAGCCCCGUGUACGCUCUGGCGCGCGACGCCGGCGCGCUCGGGGAGGAGGAGGGUCGUGGUCUCCCGUACGAGCGCAUGGACGGCUUCCCCGACCGCGUGCUGACCGUCGCAGAGGGCGGCGAGGUCGUCGACGCGGACACGGUGGCUGGCCCGAUCGAGGAGCUGUACAGGGGCAUGAUGGAGGCCGCGCGCGCCGGCGAGGCUGGUGGUGGAGGCGGCGUGGAGGAGUACCUGCGCCGUGGCCUACGGGCGUACCAGGCGGCGCGGUCUGCCGGCGGCGGCGGCGGCGGCGGCAAGGAGCUUGAGGAGGUGGACGAGGCGCUGCUCGCCAUGCACAUCAACCGGGAGCGGACCGACACCUCCGCCGACGACCUCGGCGACCUCGACCUCACCGCCGAGGGCGAGUACCGCGACUUCCCCGGCGAACACGUCACGAUUCCCGGCGGCUACUCCCGCGUGGUCGAGCGCCUCGCCGCUGCGCUCCCGCCCGGCACCGUCCGCCUCGGACUCCGUCUCCGCCGUCUCAAGUGGGGCGGAACCCCUGUCCGCCUCCACUUCGCGGAUGGCGCGCCGCCGCUCACCGCCGACCACGUCAUCCUCACGGUCUCGCUGGGCGUCCUCAAGGCCAGCCUCGGCAACAAGGACACCGCCGGCGUUGGCGCGGCCGCCAUCGCCUUCGACCCGCCGCUCCCGCCUUUCAAGCGCGAGGCCGUCGCGCGCCUCGGCUUCGGCGUCGUGAACAAGCUGUUCAUGGAGGUGGAGGCCGUGGCGCCAUCGGAACCGGAGGACGUCGCCGGCGUGCAGCCGGCGGCGGCGGGCUUCCCGUUCCUGCACAUGGCGUUCCGGGGACACGUGUCCAAGAUCCCGUGGUGGAUGCGCGGCACGGAGUCGAUCUGCCCCGUCCACGCGGGCUCCACCGUGGCGCUGGCGUGGUUCGCCGGCCGGGAGGCGGCGCACCUCGAGUCCCUCCCCGACGACGACGUCAUCCGCGGGGCCCACGCCACGCUGGACUCCUUCCUCCCGGCGGCGCCACGGUGGAGGGUGAGGAGGAUCAAGCGGAGCGGGUGGGCCACGGACCCGCUCUUCCUCGGGUCAUACAGCUACGUGGCCGUCGGAUCGAGCGGCGACGACCUCGAUCGCAUGGCCGAACCGCUGCCACGUGGGCCAGACGCCGCCGCCGACGAGCGGCCGCCGUCGCCGCGGCUGCUGUUCGCCGGCGAGGCGACGCACCGCACGCACUACUCAACGACGCACGCCGCGUACCUGAGCGGCGUGCGCGAGGCUAACCGGCUGCUGCAACACUACCGCGGCGGAGCGAAUCACACCACGUAGCAAUUUUUUUCCCUUGUGAUCACGAUUUGCGUUGCUCAUCUCAAACAAUGGUGUGAUUCACGUGGUUGGAUAUGGCUUAAUUUGCCGGUUUGGCGAUCCAUGUUGCUUCAGGUAUGGAGAUAAAAUUGAGAUAUGAGGAGGUGAUGUGUUCUUCUAGUACAUGUGUAAAACGUGUUCUCUCUUCACCUCUUCGGGAAUCGAGAGAAAUUGUCAAUCCAUGUCCGUAUUGGUCUAGGGAGACUGGUGAGUUCAGCAAAACAGUGUCUACUUUGAAAUU